This is a messenger RNA of Exophiala xenobiotica, 894 nucleotides long. RefSeq lists its product as uncharacterized. The record is from RefSeq and is a predicted model, not a curated record. The coding region runs from base 1 to 894 and encodes 297 amino acids. Lineage: Eukaryota; Fungi; Ascomycota; Eurotiomycetes; Chaetothyriales; Herpotrichiellaceae. The transcript has 2 exons.
AUGAUCGCAUCCCUGGAGAAGCAAAGAGAGUCGGUCCAUGUCGAGAUCAGUCCGGAGGAACGCAGGACCGGCAAGAUCUCCAAACAGAACCUGGAAAAGGCUGUCGUGGCACUCUCUGAGGAUGGGGUAGUCGUUCUGGACAAUGCCGUCGCGGAGGAGAGCCUGGAUAUGCUCAACCCGCGCAUGAUCGAAGAGGCCAAAGCUCUGCGCGAAGGCUCAGCCACUUGGUUCAACUACGACAGCAAGGCUCAGAACAUCCUUCAACACAUGAUUCCGGAGCCGGAAUACCUGCUGCCAGAUAUACACGCAAAUCCUUUCGCCGUGGAAGCAAACACCAAUUUCCCUGGGGAAAGCCGCCAGCCUGUCCACAGCGACGUUCAUUAUGAACAUCCUCGCGCCUGCUUCAGUCUAGCCGUCAACGUCGUCUUGAUUGACUGUUCGCCCGAGAAUGGCUCGACUGAGUGCUGGCUAGGCACUCACACGACAACCAAAUUCGCCGACCAGAACGGUAUGAGCGGCAUUCAUCAGCACCUCUUAGACGAGACAUUUCAGGCUCAUGGCCCUCCUGUCCAACCCACCGUCAAGAAAGGAGGCAUCAUUAUCCGCGAUAUGAGAUUAUGGCACGCCGGGAUGCCUAAUCGAACAGCUGAUGAGGUCAGGGUCAUGCUCAACCUGAUAUUCUUCGCAGAUUGGUAUAGAAGCCCUAUGACCAUAGUCUUCCCCAAAUCUGCCGAACCAAAGAUCCGACAGAUUGAGAAGGAAGGUGGCAUCCAGAUUGCAGCCGAGUUCGUCGACGAAUUGGACCAUAGGACACUUGCGCACACCCAUGAUUUCGGACAGGACGACAAAAGAGAGGAAUUCGGCAGAUGGCACCACAAGGUUGCUACUAAGUAA